Penicillium nucicola is the source of this 1863-nucleotide messenger RNA. RefSeq lists its product as uncharacterized. The transcript has 3 exons. Gene Ontology annotation, molecular function: DNA binding; DNA-binding transcription factor activity, RNA polymerase II-specific; zinc ion binding. The record is from RefSeq and is a predicted model, not a curated record. Gene Ontology annotation, cellular component: nucleus. NCBI's taxonomy places the organism in Eukaryota, Fungi, Ascomycota, Eurotiomycetes, Eurotiales, Aspergillaceae. Gene Ontology annotation, biological process: DNA-templated transcription. Bases 1 to 1863 code for a protein of 620 amino acids.
AUGGAGAAUGGAGACGAAAGACCUUAUCGGUCCCACACAAAGCCAGCAUGCAUUCCCUGUCGCCGGAGGAAAUCGCGAUGCAAGAUUGAGCCCCACUCAGACGAUUGUCUCAUGUGUCGCGUACAUGGCACAGAAUGCGCAUUCCCUGACGGCAGAGCCAAAAGAACACCUCAAAAAAGGCGUUCCUCGGAGGUUGCCCCAGUACUACCACCUCCAUCAUUAAGAGCACCGGCGACAUCUACUCAGCCGCUGGGAUCUCCUCUGGUGGCCUCGCCUCAAUUCUCCAUACCAACGCAGGCACAAAAUGAUCAGGAUACACCACUCUCCCUGGAAGCUGAAGACGACAAUCCCCACAUCCUUGGUCCAGCGGUGACGGGUGAUAAUCAUGUCUUGGCUGAUUAUCUAUCAAACAUCUCCGGGGGACAGGGGAUCCGCGAGAUCCGUCCUGUCGAGCCGGGCAGCUCCUCGUCUCCUGUGAUUUUUACAAAAGUCCAGAAACGGCCAUUUGGCCUGACCUGGAAUUCCAACCCAGCACUGCAUAAAUUGCAGAUUAUUGAAAAGCUCGUGGAACCUUGGGGCCCACACCUCAUUGAUCUGUAUCUGAAGAGGAUCAACCCCUGUUUACCCUUACUGGAUGAGAACUCGUUCCGAGCGCAAUACACCAAUGCGAGGCAUCGCAUCUCGCCUGCGUUGCUAGCAUGCAUAUAUGCCCACAUGCUAACAUACUGGCACUAUGAUCCGCUAUUAUCGCGUGAAAGAUGCCCGGAUGUUCGAUUUGUCUGGAACCUUGCCAUUGAAGCCUCGUAUUCCGAGCUGCAUGCUUCUGCUGGAAUAUCCACCAUCAAGGCCAUUCUACUUGAUGUAGGUGGUCGCCCAACCACAUCAAUGACAGGAAACGGUGUCAGACUUGCUUCAGCAACUGCGCUAUGUCAUUCCUUGGGGCUGAAUCGAAACCCCUUACCAUGGGAUAUACCUAAAGCUGAGAAAUAUUUGAGAAUGAAGAUAUGGUGGUCCAUCCUACUUCAUGACCGCUGGUCCAGCCUUGCAUAUGGCACACCACCUCAUAUCAGAAGAUCUCAAUACGACGUCCCUCUCCCCAUACCUGAAUAUCUCUCGGGCUCGGAACGAGACAGUGAAGCCAAUGCGGUUUUUAUAGAGCUUAUGCACCUGACAGAAGUGCUGGACAUUUGUUUAGAGGAUGUAUACAAUAUCCGCACUGCAGCAGAUCAUCCAACCAAGAACCUUGAACUGGAGCUAAACAAGUGGGUAGAUUCACUCACCGGCAAUAUCCGCAGAAUUGUAAUCCGAGGCUCGAAUCUUGACACACCCGGGGCGUCGAAUUUACGACUCGCAUAUUUAGCAACAUGUCUUCUCCUUCGACGAAUCGACCUAGAUCGCGAAAGAAGGUCACAAGAGCCCGACGGGGAGCAAAUGGCCAAUCGUGUCAUGGAAGCCCGCAGAACGGCGGAAGACAUUGUGUUUCUGGUCCAGGAACUCGGCGAAGCACAGCUCGGAGACUUUUGGCUUCCUGUCGUCGCGUUUACAUUCUCAUCAACCGUGACAUUCUUGAUCCGCUGCGCACUGGAGACAGAGCAGGCUGCUGGUCUAUCACAAAGUACUUCGCUGCGAAUGGCGAAUGACUUUUUGGAUUCUUUACGGUCACAUCAGAAGAACUUCGGGUGGGACCUCGCUGAUAUAUGUUUAGCACAGCAUUCGGAUGUCGUGGAGAAGCUCUUGAAAUCCGGACCGCCGGCUGAUACUUCUGAAGUGGCCAAUCCUGAAAUGGGCCAUCACUUUAUGCCGGAUAUGUCCUUUGUGGAUGAUAUGUUUCCUAGCAUUUGGGAUACCCUGCAGAGUAUAUAG